Molecule: messenger RNA, 392 nt
Organism: Protobothrops mucrosquamatus (brown spotted pit viper)
Lineage: Eukaryota; Metazoa; Chordata; Lepidosauria; Squamata; Viperidae
Product: band 4.1-like protein 1
Exons: 4
Cellular component (GO): cytoskeleton; plasma membrane
Source: RefSeq, a predicted model, not a curated record
AAUCAGACCAGAGAAUUGGAAGAGCGUAUUAUGGAGCUACAUAAGACUUACCGGGGCAUGACACCUGGAGAGGCAGAGAUUCACUUCCUGGAGAAUGCCAAGAAACUUUCAAUGUAUGGAGUUGACUUGCAUCAUGCUAAGGAUUCAGAAGGCAUUGACAUCAUGCUGGGUGUUUGUGCCAAUGGCCUUCUCAUAUAUAGGGACAGGCUAAGAAUAAACCGUUUUGCCUGGCCUAAGAUUCUCAAGAUUUCAUACAAAAGAAGUAACUUCUACAUCAAAAUUCGACCUGGUGAGUAUGAGCAGUUUGAGAGCACCAUUGGUUUCAAGCUGCCCAACCAUCGCUCAGCUAAGAGACUCUGGAAGGUUUGCAUUGAACAUCACACUUUUUUCAG